GUGUUUUUUUUUUUUUUUUUUUUUCUUUUUUUUUUUUCAGAAGUUGUCUACCGAUCGAUUGAAUUCGGACAUAGACUGCUUGUUUUUGUUCUUAUCUAGUAGCAUUUUUUUCGUUUCCUUGAGUUUAAAGCUGCAUUAUCAAGGCGAAACGGCGGCUUCAGUUGAUUACCUUUCUUUUCUCUGCUAUCCUAUGGAUAUUCACUGCAAAGCAGACCCGUUCUCAGCUAUGCACCGGCACGGGGGUGUAAACCAGCUGGGAGGGGUGUUUGUGAAUGGCAGACCCCUACCUGAUGUGGUGAGGCAGAGAAUUGUCGAGCUCGCCCACCAGGGAGUGAGACCUUGUGACAUCUCCAGGCAACUAAGGGUCAGCCAUGGCUGCGUUAGCAAGAUCCUUGGCAGGUACUAUGAGACAGGCAGCAUUAAACCCGGAGUUAUUGGGGGUUCUAAACCUAAAGUGGCGACCCCCAAAGUUGUGGAUAAAAUCGCAGAUUACAAACGCCAGAAUCCCACCAUGUUCGCGUGGGAGAUCAGAGACAGGCUGCUGGCAGAAGGCGUCUGUGACAAUGACACUGUCCCCAGUGUGUCAUCCAUCAACAGGAUAAUUCGGACCAAAGUUCAACAGCCUUUCCACUCUUCCCCAGAUGGAACAGGGACACCGCUCUCAACAACAGGCCACACCAUAGUACCAAGCACAGCCUCCCCGCCGGUAUCCAGUGCUUCAAAUGAUCCAGUUGGAUCUUACUCUAUCAACGGCAUUCUGGGUAUUCCACGGUCGAAUGGUGAAAAGAGGAAACGAGACGAUGAUGGUACAGAUGGUUCUGGCCCAAACAGUGAAUCUCAUGGUAGUGUGGACAGUUUACGGAAGCACCUGAGGGCAGAUGCCUUUACUCAGCAACAGCUUGAGGCUUUGGACCGGGUCUUUGAACGGCCUUCAUACCCCGACGUCUUCCCAGCCACUGAACACAUGAAACCUGAUCAGGCUAACGAGUAUUCUCUACCAGCACUGAACCCUGGGCUUGAUGACGUAAAGCCCAGUUUGUCAGCAAGCGCCAACCAAGACAUAGGCUCUAAUGUGUCACAAAGCUACCAAGUAGUGACAGAGUCCCAUUCAUCCUCCAUCUGUGUAAAGCAGGAGCCACACGAAGCGUCGCUGGCUCCUUUCACCCCCUCCUCCCUGGCAGGCUCAGGCCUUGCGGAGUUCCAGCAUUUCCAGCACACCGUGUCAAUAGACGCCUCCACCCCUUGCUACAGUGCAUAUACCCACCACAGCCCCAGCUACGGGCAGUAUGCAAGCCAACCUUUAAUAGCAGGUCGUGACAUGGCAAGUACCACCCUUCCUGGCUAUCCCCCCCACGUGCCACCGACUGGACAGGGCAGCUACCCCACCUCUACACUUGCUGGAAUGGUCCCUGGGAGUGAAUUUUCUGGGAACCCCUAUUCCCAUCCACAGUACACACCCUACAAUGAAGCCUGGCGGUUUAGCAACCCUGCAUUAUUAAUGCCGCAUCUAGGGGCUCCGCACCUCCCACUGUUGCCACUGCCUAUGACCGCCACUAGUUACCACAGAAACCAAAUGAAACUGCAGGACGAUGGGUGUGGCCUCUAUAUUGUACCAGUCUGAUUGGCAUCGGGAUGAAAGGCGACUCCAAACCAUCCGACUAUCUCUUGCAUACAGUGUGAAGGACGGACACCUAACAGUUUCACACACACACCACGCACACACACACACACACACACACACACACACACACUAUUUGACCUUUCGAACUAUAUACACCAAUCGGCAACAUUUUAAAAUUUCAAGAGACUGUGGAAGAAUAAUAAAAAAAGAUAAAACAUGGUGUACGGAGGACAAAGUAAAGACUGACAAGUGUUUAUUUUUUUUGUUUAUUUGUUCUUCUUGGAUCAAUACAUUCCUGUACUUGACUGCUCCCUCCUCUUCUUCCAAAAGGACCAGCAUUUGAAAGCAGUAUAGUUGACUCUGAAGAAGCAUUUUCUUUUCCCAGAUGCAUGGAAAAAGUGACACUUACGCUUCCUUGUUAAUGGAAAUGAGAGACUGUAUGAAGCUGUCUGCCAUUCAAGAAGAUUGCAAUAGAGUAGGCUGCAGCUUUGGUGUUCAACCACUCCCUUUGUCAAUGCAUUCAAAAACAUUCUUGGAAAAAAAAAUAUAUAUAUAUAUAUAUAUAUAUAUCUAUCUAUAUAUAUAUAUAUAUAUAUAUAUAUAUAUAUAUACACACACACAUAUAUAUAUGUUUAUGUUUGACGAUGCCAUGAGAAGAUUAAGUGGACAUGUUUCCUGUGAUACACAAUCAGAUGUAAAAAUAAAUAAAUAAAACAAACCGUGACACAUCAUGGUCUUCUACCAACCAGAAAUUAAAUAAGUAAAUAAAUAUUCUUAAAUUAAGUUUUUUUAUUAUUAUUAUUAUUAUUAUUAUUAUUAUUAUUAUUAUUAUUAUUAUGAAGGUCAAGGCAAAUGAUCUUGAAGAGAGUCCAUGCAAUAUCUGAACUUUGUUUUUACUUGUUUUUGCACUAUUAUCUUAAGGUAUGAUGGUAUAGGAUAUAAACACUCAGAGUUCACUUGCAGUAACUGCCUUUUCUGCAGCGGGGCAGUAUGGACAACCUUUAUUUACAACAACAAAACAAACCUGUGUGAAGCUUCAUUUUGUCAAUUGAUCAGAGCUGGCACUUAAGGAAGCUAUUAGAAGUUUACAAAUUCCAGAAAUAUGCCAUUAUUUUGGUUACAUUUAUAGAAACAUGCUCUGUGCAUGACUGUAGAUAGCUAUGAAGACAAACUUUUUUUUUUGUUUUUUUACACAGGCCUGUCUUGAAGCUUCUGUGACACUACCUGCCAUAUGCAGUAGCUUCAAAGCCUUAGUCCAAAUUUCUACUCCUUUUGGCAAAUAUUAGAAAUGGGGGAAAUAAAAAACAUUCUUUAAAAAAAUAAUUGUAACAAUUUGCACUUACAAAAAGUAAACAUGUAAAUGUUUUUUGUGAAGACAUCCAUAGCUAAUAGUUGAACUUGAGAGACACAGUUUGUGGACAACCAUACUUCUCUUUGAAGCCUAGGCAGUUGUGACAAACAUAACUACUUUCAUUCAAAUACAUUCAUACCACAGGCUUCAAGCCAUACCGAUGAACACUUAAGGUACCGUAUGUAAAGAUGACUGCAAGCACAGUUUUUUUCCUACCACUUUUUAAAUACAAUUUUAAGUUACACUGAAUAUGGAGACACAUUAAGGCAUUUUUUUCUAAAUGAAACUGAUACUUUGAUCUACCAGUGAAGUCCGGUCAACAAUUUGUACUGAAAAUCACAGAACGUUUUACACCAUUUAUGUAGCCAAGAAGGAAACAACAGCAACUCUAACAUUAAAAAUACUAUUUCAGUGUGAAGGAAUUGUCGACACAUACUGCUCCUAACAAAACUGGAAAGUGAAUGUACUUCUUACCACAUUUGCCAAAGACUUAGUUCUUGUUAAUAUUUUAUUUACAGUAUGUGUAUGCAUUGUAAAAGCAGUAUUAUAGUAAAAACAAACUAGUCAACACUGAAAAUGUAUGUGCUAAUAUUAUGCAGAGACAAACAUCGUCAUUGUGCAUAUUUAAACUCUGUAGACUGGAAAUGUAAACAGAAAGGUGAAUUCUAGCAAUUAUUUAAUGUUAUGUUAUUUGCAACAAAUUGCUGCUUUGUAGAAUGAUUUGUGUAUAAUGUGAAGACAAUUCUUCUCUGUAUAUAAGAUCACCUACAUCUUGACCAUUGCAGUAUCGUACUAAUUUACUGGUCCCAUCUGUAGAUAUUUCAACAAAAACAUUACAUCAUUUGUGUGACUGAAGUCUCGUAGUGCUCUUUGAAAAAAUAAAAGAAAACAAUUAAGCACAGCAUGAAUUUUGAACCUUGUGAACUGACAGUCCAAGGGUUUCAAGAUGCAGCCCAUUAUCACCUUUAAGGGUUUGCUUCAACAUUUUUUUUUUUAACAUUUGUUUCUUUUUUUACAAAACCUUUACUAAAAUCACUAUGCAAAUUAAGAAAAUGGCUUUCUUUAAUGUCUUCUUUUGCUGGGCUCUACCAAGUCACAUAUUUCCCUUUCUUUAAUUGUGAAAAAGCAGUUUCAAAUUGCUAAUAUGAACACAACACAGCAAAAAAUGCUGAUACAAGUAUUUCUAUUAUCUGAUUGGAAAGACUGUUGUCACAACUGUUGUCUGAUCAUGCUAUCCAUUCCACAUUCAUUGUGAAGUGUUACCAUGUUUUAACUGAGGUGUCAAGAGAGCCUUGGGAUUUCUUCACUGCAUUUCAGUAAAAUAAACUUAUUUUUUUGACCAUUAAAGUUAUAGUGACAAAAUCCCCCAACCUAUUUCAUUGUGGUCGUUUGCAUGCUUUUCAUACUUGCAUACCCGGUGGAAUAAAAAUUACAAAUGACUAACUUCCUGGACAAAGUCUGCAUUAAAAGCUUCUCAUGUAUUUUUUGUAUUUUUUUAUUUUUUUUGGUUGACAUUAUAUCUGAAUCAGAUGACCCUAUAAAACCCCAAACGAAUGACGAAGAGAAAACAAAAUGUCAGACUGUGCAAUGAUGCAUUGCACCCCCUUGCUCUGAAAGCAGAAAUGAUUCACAAUCAUAUUGCAUUUGGGAUCUGGAUAUAAACUGCUGUAUUUGUCACUAACUAUGAUGCAACAGUUUGGUACUUUAUCGUACCAUCUUUAACAAAAAAAAAGGAGAAGGAAAAAAUAAGACUGCACAGACGAUAAAAGAGGGAAUGGGUCUCUUCCAGUUGUAAAGAUGACACAAGGGACAUGUCAUAGAUCUAACAAACAUUUUUGAUGGUCUAUACCUAAAGCCACAUGGCUUCAAUCAUUGUUCCAGUUCUGUUCAGAUUUUUUGUGCACAUGAUAAAUAAAUUUUUGUAUGUCAA
Messenger RNA from Acipenser ruthenus (sterlet), 4902 nucleotides. It is a transcript of the gene pax2a, whose product is annotated as paired box 2a. The record is from RefSeq and is a predicted model, not a curated record. Bases 191 to 1621 code for a protein of 476 amino acids. The transcript is spliced from 11 exons. Lineage: Eukaryota; Metazoa; Chordata; Actinopteri; Acipenseriformes; Acipenseridae. Gene Ontology annotation, molecular function: DNA-binding transcription factor activity, RNA polymerase II-specific; RNA polymerase II cis-regulatory region sequence-specific DNA binding. Gene Ontology annotation, biological process: regulation of transcription by RNA polymerase II; anatomical structure development.